CACUUAUUCAUUCCAUGCCCAUUUCUGGUUCAUCUUCUUCUGAGUAGAGGAAGAACCACCGAUCAAGUGGGUGUAUCAGUGUUCAUUGCAGUUUUUCCCAUUUCCACUCUUGUGGUUUAAAGAUGAGAACUUGGAACAAAAGUGAUACAAACAUGGAGGUUUUCUUUUUAUGGUAUUUUUUUAGUGAGGGGUAUUAAUUAGCGGUGUUAAUGUUAGGGUGAGGUUUAUGAGUGCUGCUGCUGUUCCUGUUGUGCUGUUAUUGCUUUUUACUGUGAUUUCCUUUUGUGGUAGAGUCAGAUUGCAACAUCCUUUUUCUGAAAGCUUUCACAAUGUGAGGCUGGACUUUUGGCUUAGCCCAUGAAAAAAGAUGCUUUUUUUUGGGGGGUUUCCCGUUUCUUCAUCUCUCUUACUCUUUACACUUUUGUGGGUUUAUCAUUUUCUUGGGAAAGUGGGAUUGUUGAAAGCUUGAGAUAGAUGCCUCUGUUUUUUUCUUAAUGAAAUUGCUCAUGCAAAAAACAAGAAAAAGAAGAAAAAACUUGUGCUUUUUUAGGGGAAAUGGGGACCGAAGCUUUUUAAUGUACUAGCUAAGUCCCAAGAAAAGAGACCCCUCCUAUAUAACCUAAUGAAUUGACAUUGGCUCCACAAGGGCUUAGACUUCAGCACCAAAGCCAGCAUGUAUAAUGUUUAACAGUUACAUUGAAAAUUCAGAAUAACAUUUUUUGUUCUUCAUUUUCCUCAGAUUUUUUGAGCUAAGGGAGAAAAAAAAAAUUCUUUUUAUGGGGUUUAUAUCGAUUGGUUUAUGAUACUUACGAUUGGAUAAAGCUUAGCUGCGGUAACAUAUGUUUUUGGGGAUUAAAAGUGGAGUUUCUUGCAUUUAUGAGUUGGAGGCAAGGUUGUUGGCCUUAAUUUUGUGUUAACUAAAACAAGGGCCUAAACUGUGAUGUGUUGGCCAGAGUGUUGGAUGUUCUGAUAAGUCAAGAAGUCAUGAUUUGUUGGGUUGUUGCUGUUGUGGGGUCUCAUUCAAUGACCGACUCCUGACAUUGCUGUGAUAAAUGUGAAUUAUUGGAAUCUGAAGGUUUCCCAUGUUGAAAGGGAAGUUUUGGUGGUAAGUACACACUUGUAGGAAGAGUUAAAGAGUUAAACAUAUCACAUCACUAGGGGCAAUCCAUUGCCUUGCAUAUCACAUAAAUAGGGAUUGUUACCGUUUUUUGCUAUUGCCAUGAAUGAAUAAAUCAUGAAAUACCCUUCAUAAUGUUUACAAUGGAGGUUGAUUUCUGGAGGUAAAAAUAAUGCAGUGCCACAAAUUGACUGCUGGGAAGUUAGUAUACACUUUAAAUUUAAAAGGGAAAUACAUAAAUGACUCACCUUUAUUAUUAUUUUUUUUUUUGACGGUGGGGACUGGUUGAUAUCAGCCUGAGAAGUCUUACAACACUAAAAUACAGCCACUCAUCUGUCUGUAAAGUUAUGGACGGGAUUUGCAGAACACUGUGGAGUCCACGGAUUUGUUUGAUUUGUGUAAUUAGGUUCUUUCUUUUGGUUAUUUUGAAUAAGAUAAUUCCCUCAGGAGCAUCUCAGGUUACGAAUUCGCCUUUGGUAAAAUGUAUGGUUAAACUAAUUUACACUGGCAAUGUUAUACUUACUUACCAUUACCACUUGCUAUUUGCUAAGUACCUUUUUAUUGCUGCCAAGAUAUUUUCUAUUCUUGUUUAAAUCUCUGGUUUGCUUCUGCAUCUGGUCUGGCUGGAAAUCCAUCUGACAUAGGGCUAGAACAAGUGAUUUUAAUUUUAAUGUUGUCUUUUAAAGAUUGAUCGCCAUGUUUACCCUUAAGAAUUAGCUGUUCUUAGGUUCUAUAAUUAUUGGUCGCUUCACAAUUUUUGUAUUAUUAAUAAGUGUUUGUUGAUCAUGCGUCCACCACAUUUAUUCAGGUAUUCGCGGUGCCUUUUGCUUCUGCCAAACACUAUUCCAGUUUCUGUUCUUUCUUGAACCACUUUAAUCUCUUUGAUAAGAUCUUGUAUGAUUUUUAAAGAAACUAAAGCAGUUAACCCUUAUGUUUGAUAUGAAUUGUAGUUUGCAGAUCACAGUGAGGAUUUGCAUAUGAAUUUCUAAGGACUUGUGAUGGAGUGGAAUGCAAAAUCUCUCGGACAAUGGGACUGGGAGCACUUAUUCUUCUUCAAUACAAAAGCAACAGAAAAUCCGAGGUUACCAACAACUGAUUGUAGCAACGAAGCAGAUCGAGAAAUCAAUGUUGGGGUGUUUUAUCCAUCAGGUGGGAGUGCAUGUUCUGGGUCUGAACUAGUACAUGCUUCUUCACCAAGGAGCUCAAAAUCAGCUUCCAAUAAUUCACUGUCAAAUGAGGAUAGCAAGGCAUCGGUGUUGACUCUGGAAGGUUCUCAGGAUGAUUCCACUGGGAAGAAAGAACUGUGCCCAGUUGAAACUUCUCAAUCAGCAGUUCCUUCUCCAGUCUCUGGUGAACCUUUGCUCACUCUGAAGCUUGGCAAACGGUUGUACUUUGAGGAUGUAUGCGCAGGAAGUGAUUCCAAGAAAGCAUCUUCCUUUGAGGUUCCAAUUUCUUCAGGAAAGAAAUAUAAAACCAGUAAUCAGAAUUUGCAGCAUCCAAGCUGCCAGGUGGAAGGCUGUGACCUUGACCUUUCAUCUGCUAAAGAUUACCAUCGCAAACACAGAGUGUGUGAAGGUCAUUCCAAAUCCCCUAAGGUGCUUGUAGCUGGUUUGGAGCGCCGAUUUUGCCAGCAAUGUAGCAGGUUCCAUGCUCUGUCAGAGUUUGAUGACAAAAAAAGAAGCUGCAGAAAACGUCUCUCAGAUCAUAAUGCAAGGCGUCGAAAACCACAGCCUGACUCAGUCCAAUUAAAUCCAUCAGCGUUGUCUUCGUCGCCUUAUGAUGGGAGGCAAAUGAUGAGUCCAUUUGCAUUUUCAAGAAGUGCUACAAACAUGGGCUGGCAGAAUUUGCAUAGCAACAAGCUCCCCCAGACAAAAGAUUUUCUUCCGAAGCCUGCAAAAGCCUUUGAUAAGAUACCCAGUAUUGUAUCCAUGUUUUCUGAUGAUAACAGUGGUCUUCUAACAUCCAGAAGUAUAGCAGCGAAGACUAUUGUUCCAGGUUUAGAAGAUCCGAAUUCCAUUAGUUCGUGUGAUCCAAAUGGUGCACAAGAUGUUAACCGUGCUCUCUCUCUUCUGUCAAGCAAUUCAUGGGGUCCAUAUGAGACUAAGUUCCUAUCACUGGAACGCUCCUCUAGAACACAAUCGAUGACGCACCACCAGCAGCGCUUACCGCUUGCUUCCUCUUCGGAAUAUUGGCACACUGAUCAUCAACAACAACAACCUUCCCCUUCCACCAUGAGCAUGUGCAUCUCAUUCUCAGACUGUGAUACCAACAAUCGCUUUCAAGACUUUCAGCUGUUGAGUGCACCCUAUGACUCGCCUUUUCCAUGCAACCAUCUGGAUUGAUCAACAACAACACUAUUAAUGCAAUGUUCAUUUGUCUGGAUUGCUAUGCUGUGCUGUCUUUCCUUAAUUUGUUUCCUUUUUUAAAUGGAGAUUAAUUGAACCAACUCAUUGUUCCAUUUUCUGAAUUUUGUCCAAAACUCUCGAGACAUUUAAUAUUGUACCAGACUGCGUUCGUUUAUUUUGAAGUAUCUUUGCAUUGCAUGCCCAUUAUCGAUGGACACA
Vigna umbellata (rice bean) is the source of this 3681-nucleotide messenger RNA. The record is from RefSeq and is a predicted model, not a curated record. NCBI's taxonomy places the organism in Eukaryota, Viridiplantae, Streptophyta, Magnoliopsida, Fabales, Fabaceae.